CAUCCAGCAGCUGGCUCAAAGGGCAGCUCAUUUUUUUCCCAGCAUGGCUCCCACCGCUUGGGCCAUCUGCUGCCUCCUGGGGAGCCUCCUGUUCCAUGUGGACAGCCACAGAUCUGGUCCCAGUCCCAGCCCCAGUGUGCCUCGGCUGCGGCUCUCCUACAGAGAUCUCCUGUUUGCCAACCGCUCUGCUGUCUUUCUGGGUCCACGGGGCUCCCUAGACCUCCAAGUCAUGUACCUGGAUGAGUAUCGGGAUCGCCUCUUUCUGGGAGGCCGAGAUGCCCUUUACUCUCUGAGACUGGAUCAGGCAUGGCCAGAUCCCCGGGAGGUCUUGUGGCCACCACAGCCAGGACAGAAGGUGGAAUGUGUCCGGAAGGGAAAAGACCCUUUGACGGAGUGUGCCAACUUCGUGCGGGUCUUACAACCCCAUAACCGAACCCACCUGCUGGCCUGCGGCACGGGAGCCUUCCAGCCCAUCUGCACCUUCAUCACAGUUGGGCAUCGAGGGGAGCAUGUGCUCCACUUGGAUCCUAGCAGCGUGGAAAAUGGAAGGGGGCGUUGCCCACAUGAGCCAAACCGUCCCUUCGCCAGCACCUUUGUAGGUGGGGAACUGUACACAGGUCUCACUGCUGAUUUCCUGGGACGUGAGGCCAUGAUUUUCCGGAGUGGGGGUCCCCGACCAGCCCUGCGUUCUGACUCUGACCAGAGCCUCCUACAUGAUCCCUGGUUUGUGAUGGCUGCUCGGAUCCCAGAUAACUCUGACCGGGACGACGACAAGGUGUACUUCUUCUUCUCUGAGACAGUCCCGUCCCCAGAUGGUGGCUCAGGUGAUGUCACCAUCAGCCGUGUGGGCCGCGUCUGUGUGAAUGACGCUGGCGGCCAGCGAGUGCUGGUGAACAAAUGGAGCACCUUCCUCAAGGCCAGGCUGAUAUGCUCUGUGCCUGGCCCGGGUGGGGCCGAGACUCACUUUGACCAGCUGGAGGAUGUGUUCCUGCUGUGGCCCAAGGCAGGGAAGAACCUCGAAGUGUAUGCACUGUUCAGCACCAUCAGUGCUGUGUUCCAGGGAUUUGCUGUCUGUGUGUACCACAUGGUAGACAUCUGGGAGGUCUUCAAUGGGCCCUUUGCCCACCGAGAUGGUCCUCAGCAUCAGUGGGGACCCUAUGGGGGCAAAGUGCCCUUCCCCCGCCCUGGUGCGUGUCCUAGCAAGAUGACUGCACAGCCAGGCCGACCCUUUGGCAGCACCAAGGACUACCCUGAUGAGGUGCUGCAGUUUGUCCGAGACCACCCACUCAUGUUCCAGCCUGUGAGGCCUCGGCUUGGCCGCCCUGUCUUGGUCAAAACUCACUUGGCUCAGCAAUUGCGCCAGAUUGUGGUAGACAGAGUGGAGGCUGAGGAUGGGACUUAUGAUGUCAUCUUCCUAGGAACUGAUUCAGGUUCUGUGCUCAAAGUCAUUGCCCUCCAGGGUAGUGGCUUGAGGGAACCUGAAGAGGUUGUUCUGGAGGAGCUCCAGGUGUUUAAGGUGCCAACACCCAUCACCGAGAUGGAGAUCUCUGUCAAAAGGCAAACACUGUAUGUGGGCUCUCCACUGGGUGUGGCCCGGCUACAGCUGCACCAGUGUGAGACUUAUGGCAGUGCCUGUGCUGAGUGCUGCCUGGCCCGGGACCCAUACUGUGCUUGGGAUGGCACUUCCUGUGCCCGCUACCGCCCCAGCUCUGGCAAGCGCAGAUUCCGUCGGCAGGACAUACGACAUGGCAACCCUGCUGUGCAGUGUCUGGGCCAGGGCCAGAGCCAAAACAAAGAAGCUUCGGGAUUGGUGAUCCGAGUCUUUGGCACAGAGCACAACAGUACCUUCCUUGAGUGCCUGCCCAAGUCUCCUCAGGCUGCAGUGCGCUGGUUCUUACAAAGGCCAGGGGAUAAGGGGACUGACCAGGUGAAGACAGAUGAGCGAGUUUUACAGACGGAUCAGGGGCUGCUGUUCCGAAGGCUCAGCCGCCUUGAUGCAGGAAACUACACUUGUACCACUCUGGAACAUGGCUUCUCCCAGACUGUGAUUCGUUUUGCCCUGGAGGUGAUUGCAUCUGUGCAGCUGGACAGCCUGUUCCUUCGGGAGCCAAGGCUAGAGGAGCCCUCAGCCUGGGGAAGUCUGGCGUCUGCCUCACCCAAGACUUGGUAUAAGGACAUCCUUCAGCUAACUGGUUUCGCCAACCUGCCCCGUGUGAAUGAGUACUGUGAACGCGUAUGGUGCAGGGCUGUGGGGGAGCGCGCAGGCUCCUUCCGUGGAAAGGGAAAACAGGCGAAAGGCAAGAGCUGGGCGGGGCUAGAGCUGGGCAAGAAGAUGAAGAGCAGAGUGCUGGCUGAGCACAAUCGGACACCCCGGGAGGUAGAAGCCACAUAAGAUGGCUGAGGAGGGGAUGGUCGGGCUGGGCUGGGGGACUCAACACUAUCUCGCUCCCACCCAGCUAGGAAAGAGGAGUCCCGGACACCUGAUUACCUCUUAGAGGCAAUCUCUACCACCUACAGGAAACUAGGGGCUGGUGGGAGGGGCCUUGCACCCCAGUCUACCCCUGCCUUUCUCCGUGUUCUCAGUCCCAGGCUGCAGCUGGCACCUCCAUACCACUUGUAGUCCCAAGGGGCCUGCUAUUUGUUCUCAGAGAUGGUGUGGCUUCCGGAACACAUUUCCGGUUGUGCCCAGAGGCAAGUUGGGUGGUUCUUUCCCAGCUUGCCGAACAAUGGCCAUUCUAAGUGACCCUCUGAGUGGGUGUAUGGGUGGCUCUGAGGGGAUAUAUUGGCAGUCCACCAGAGGAGGGGAAAGUAGAUUCCUAAGGUAGUACCUGAUAAGAAACACUUGCCCUGUGAGGUGUGAGAGAAAGUAGAGGCGCCGAGGAGGUGGGGUUGCACUGUUUAUCUGUCUCCAUGCCUCGGGAUCUAGAUGAUUCCCUACCUCAGCCCACUACCAUCUCAUACUCACAGAGGCAAGAAUUGCUGGAACCUGGAGGUUGCCUGGGCCUGGCUCCCUUUUUAAACCAGGAAGAGUUGUCUCAUAAUAUGAUACCCUUUUCCCAGGUGCCAAAUUGUCAGGCCAGGCUUGCUGGGGUGCCCACACCUCACCAUCAGAGUCACUUCCUGAGGAUCAGAGGGAGGUUCUGUGGACCAAAGAGAGGUUGAAGGGAGUUGGAGGGUAGGAGUGGGAAGUGUGGGCUACCUUUCUAAGGGUGAGAGGGGGCAGGCUCAGGCCUGUGAGGUUAGCAGUGGACACUCUGAGAACUGCAGCCAGUGGUCAGGAUCAGCAUACUGGGCUUUGUCUAGAGCCACAAGGAACUAGAGAGAGGUGGGUCAGGUCCAUGAGCAUGUGUCCUCAAGAAUCAAAGUGACAUCAGUUGGUUCAGGAGCCACAGGGCAGGCCAGAUAUUUCCAACCCUGGAGUCUCUACUGAGGGUGGUCAUGAUGGUUUGUUUAUAAGACUCCCAUGGUUUUUUUUUGUGGUACUUGGGAUUGAAUCUAGGGGUCUCAUGCAUGCUAGAUAAAUACCACUGAGUUCAAGCCCAGCUUUCUUUCUAUGGGAGGUCACAAAGAAAGAAAGCUGGUAUGGUAAAUCCUGCUGCUGGGGUGGGGGUGUGGAUGGGGUGGGGGUGGGGCUGAGUGACAAGUGCUCAUCUGGUCUGGGCUUAGGGGAGGAGCUUUGUCAUUAGCAGCUUCUGCAGCUGGGGAGCAGAGAGUGGGAGGAGGACAAUUAAAUGAAAAGUUAUUCCCAGCCCGAGGGUGAAGAAGUUAGUGACGCACAAGACAGACAAGAAGGCACGUCUGAGUUCCCUCCUUUGAAAAGGGGGGGGGAGGGUGAAGGCAGGGUGGGGGUGGGGGAGAUGAAAAAGCGAGAAAGCUUUUUGCUGUACUGAAGUUCAAACCUGAGGACCCUGGGUCUAUUUCCUCUACCCUGCCGCCCCCCUCCCCCCCGCAGGGUGCUGAGUUCUAAAACUUGCACCCUUUGCUUAUCUGGAAACAGGAGCCCUGAAAUCUACCUGCCCAAAUCCAGAUUCCUUCUGUUUGUGGGUUUGGUCCCUUGGGAUACUGGUGGAUAAAAGAAGAGGAGAGAGGAGUGGGUAAAAGCUGGAGAAGGGUUGGGGAGACAGAGGAGAUGGAAGGGGUGGAGGAGACCCUGAGAAGACAGAAGGUGGCAACCCAGCCCCCAGUGGCGUUUGGACUGAAUCUAGAUUUGGCAAGCUUUGGGCAGGGUCUUCUAGGGAAGUGGCCUGGAAGACACAGGGGAAGGACCUCAGUAUCCUAACAAUGUGUCUCUGUGCUUGGGAACAUAGACAGCCCUUGCCGACUGCCACCUUCCCCAUGGCGAUGUACUAUGAGCACCCUGAAAACGCCCACGUGUGUGAAUUGUAUCUGUGUUACUGUUUUGAAAUGAGCCUUUCGGCUUCUCGGUCUUCCAGGCAUACUUAUUGAGAUUGCUAUUGAUAUUUUUAUUGUCUUGUUGCCCUUGAGUUCUGACGAGAAAAGCAGAGCCUAUAAAGAAAGGAGUGAAGAACUAUUUAUAUCACUUAAUCCUAGCACGACUGUAUCUGUGUACCUUUGUACUAAACUGAUGGAUACCGGCUACGAAUGAGCAGGAAGAAUGCUGUGUGUUCCCGGAAAUGCUCAGCCUGCACGGCACUUCUAGCAGACAGGGAGAUGUGUGGCAGCGGAAGGGGUCUGAGGGUUUUGCCUGUAAAGCAAAGAUUGCUCAAUACACAAG
Molecule: messenger RNA, 4735 nt
Organism: Arvicanthis niloticus (Nile rat)
Lineage: Eukaryota; Metazoa; Chordata; Mammalia; Rodentia; Muridae
Gene: Sema3g
Product: semaphorin 3G
Biological process (GO): semaphorin-plexin signaling pathway; negative chemotaxis; neural crest cell migration
Cellular component (GO): plasma membrane
Molecular function (GO): chemorepellent activity; semaphorin receptor binding
Source: RefSeq, a predicted model, not a curated record